Etheostoma spectabile (orangethroat darter) is the source of this 1583-nucleotide messenger RNA. RefSeq names its product malate dehydrogenase 2, NAD (mitochondrial) (gene mdh2). Gene Ontology annotation, cellular component: mitochondrion; cytoplasm. Bases 131 to 1144 code for a protein of 337 amino acids. Gene Ontology annotation, molecular function: L-malate dehydrogenase (NAD+) activity. Gene Ontology annotation, biological process: malate metabolic process; tricarboxylic acid cycle. The record is from RefSeq and is a predicted model, not a curated record. The transcript has a single exon. NCBI's taxonomy places the organism in Eukaryota, Metazoa, Chordata, Actinopteri, Perciformes, Percidae.
UAUACUCUACGCAUGACAGUGUUCUGUCUUCCUGUUUGCUCGUGGCUAGAGGACGUUGGAGUCACAGAGGAGAGCGGCUCGUCAGUCAUUUUUAUUUAUACAAAAGUAAAGAAAGAAGUAGCUAACAAAAAUGUUUGCCCGUGCAGUGAGACCGACCGUGAGCUUGGCUCGGAGCCUUUCCACCUCGUCGCAGAACCACGCCAAGGUGGCGGUGCUGGGAGCAUCAGGCGGCAUAGGCCAGCCGCUUUCUCUGCUUCUCAAGAAUAGCCCCCUGGUGAGUCACCUCUCCCUGUAUGAUAUCGCCCACACCCCCGGUGUGGCUGCAGACCUCAGCCACAUCGAGACUAGGGCCCAGGUGACCGGCCACAUGGGUCCCGACCAGCUGAAUGCUGCUCUGCAGGGCUGCGAUGUCGUGGUCAUCCCCGCCGGUGUGCCCAGAAAACCUGGCAUGACCCGUGAUGAUCUCUUCAACACCAACGCCACCAUUGUAGCCACCUUGGCCGACGCUUGCGCCCGCAACUGCCCGGAAGCCAUGAUCUGCGUCAUUGCCAACCCUGUCAACUCCACCAUACCUAUCACAUCAGAGGUCAUGAAGAAGUAUGGCGUUUACAACCCCAACAAAGUGUUUGGUGUCACAACCCUGGACAUUGUCAGAGCAAACGCCUUCGUAGCAGACCUCAAAGGCCUUGACCCAGCUCGUGUCAAUGUGCCAGUGAUUGGAGGUCAUGCUGGGAAGACCAUCAUUCCCCUCAUUUCCCAGUGCACACCAAAAGUGGAGUUCCCUGCUGACCAGUUGGCUGCUCUGACUGGUAGGAUCCAGGAGGCCGGCACGGAGGUGGUGAAGGCUAAGGCCGGAGCCGGAUCUGCUACCCUGUCCAUGGCCUACGCUGGCGCCCGCUUCACCUUCUCCGUCCUGGAUGCCAUGAAUGGAAAGGAGGGUGUGGUGGAGUGCGGUUAUGUCAGGUCUGAGGAGACAGAGUGCAAGUACUUCUCCACACCUCUUCUCCUGGGGAAGAACGGCAUCGAGAAGAACCUUGGACUGGGCAAGCUGACUGCCUUUGAGGAGAAGCUGGUCGCCGACGCCAUGGAUGAGCUGAAGGCUUCUAUCAAGAAGGGGGAAGAUUUUGUGGCUAAUAUGAAGUGAACAGGGGACAUUAAGUCAGUUUAAAAACAGACAAAAGCAGUUGUAAUUGAUCAUUUGUUCCUGACCUUAACUUAAAAGGCAUCCUGGUUUAUUUCAAGAUCUGUCAGUGUUUCCCUUUUUGUUUUAGCAGUGAGAUCAUCUUAAUCAGAAAUCCUGGUUUUAACCAAGGUCCUAUUUGCUCUGUACACUCAUUUUGUUUUGCCCAAACAUGGCUAUAUUUUGCACUUAUGACUUGUGUAAAUACCGUACUGUGACUUGUCUAUAUUUUGCAAAUGUCAAAUUUAACACAAAUUCAUAUAUUUUCAUGUACAGUCUGUAUUAAUGAGGAUUUCUCUGCUUAAUGAAUGAGGAGGAAAUACUGCGAUCAUGCCUGAUGAUACCAAUGUAGAUGUUACUAAUGAGCAAAAUACUCCACUAAUAAACAGUUAAGCUUUAAAAA